AUGGAAUCCUAUUGUACUCUGGUUUUAAUAGCAGGAAUUCUGGUUGUUUUUGUGUUACUGGUUUUAAUUGUAACAGAUUAUAAUUCCUUCAAGGCAGAGAUGCCUCCUGAUGUUGACCAGCCGUCAAAGCUCCGUUUUUAUCACUGUAUGUACGCUCUGGUGGAAGUUCUGGCAAAGAACUUGAACCGUCUGGGUAUCGUUGAGGAGCACACGCUGAUCAGGCUGAUCACAGAUGGGCUGCCAGUGUUGGGGGAUUCCCAGCUCUGCAUCAAAGAUCUGCAUUUUGAUGGGGUGCCCGUGAGGAUUUACCUCCCAAGAGAACCAGCUGCAGGCAAACGGAGAGGGGUCAUCCUCUUCCAUGGAGGAUGCGGGAUUUUCGGAAGCAUCAGAAGCCAUGAAAGAGUCUGCCGGUACAUAGCCAAAAAAUCUGAUUCAGUGGUUGUGUCUGUUGGGUAUCAUUUAUCACCUGAGUACAAGUAUCCAGCCCAGACUCUGGAAUGUCUGGCAGUUACUGUGCACUUCCUGCAGACUGCACAUGCCUACGGGGUGGAUCCCGCUCGGGUUAUUGUUUGUGGGGACAGUGUAGGGGGCACCUACGCUGCCAGUGUUUGCCAGGAACUGGUGCCCAGGACAGAUCUGCCAAAGAUCCGUGCCCAGGUGCUCAUCUCUCCCUUUCUCCAAGCCCUGAACUUCAAUCUGCCCUCUCACCACAAAAACGCUUUCGCUGCCUUCCUGUCCCGGGAGCGCACGGUCCGCUACCUCCUCAGGUACCUGGGUAAGGAUUGCUCCCUGGAGGAACCCAUUUUGGCAGGUUCUCAUGUUCCUGAGAGUAUGAAUUUGAAAUACAGGAAAUGGAUAAACCCCGAUCUUAUCCCGGAGGAGUUUAAACUGGGCUAUAAAGCACCGCCCCCCGCUUCAUUCUUACCCCGAGUCCACGAGGAAGUCCCAGAGCUGUUUACGUGCAGAGUUUCCCCUCUGCUGGCAGAAGAUGCUGUUGUUUGUCACCUCCCUGACACCUGUAUUGUCACCUUCGAGCACGAUGUGCUCAGGGACGAGGGGCUGUUGUUCAAGAAACGCUUGGAGGACAACAAUGUCAGAGUCACCUGGCACCACGUGGAAAAAGGCUUCCACUGCACAGUAGCAUUUUUUGGAUAUGGCAUUUUCUCUUUUCCAUCAUCAAGUACAGUGGUGAACCACGCUGUAGACUUUAUAAAAGGCUAUUAA
This is a messenger RNA of Pipra filicauda (Wire-tailed manakin), 1224 nucleotides long. RefSeq names its product arylacetamide deacetylase-like 4. NCBI's taxonomy places the organism in Eukaryota, Metazoa, Chordata, Aves, Passeriformes, Pipridae. Gene Ontology annotation, molecular function: carboxylic ester hydrolase activity. Bases 1 to 1224 code for a protein of 407 amino acids. The transcript has 4 exons. The record is from RefSeq and is a predicted model, not a curated record. Gene Ontology annotation, cellular component: membrane.